AUGGGGAAGAAAAGAUUGAGUACUUUAAAAGAUAUGAAGCCUCAAGGGGGUGCUGGCACGCCCUUACCUGAGGAUAAGGCGAAGGUUGAAGCCGCAGGUAACAAUUUCAAAUCUAUCUUAAACAGGGCUAAACCCCUACCAAAGUUCAUUGUAUAUGAACCAAAGGUACCAACCUAUAGUAGAAAGUCUCAAGAAGAGAUGGAUAGAGAGUAUAUGGAGUUUGGAGACGUUAAAGGCGUUCCCGGUUACAAACCCAGUACCUCACAGCUGUCAAUUUUCAACAAGAACAAAGAAGGUUCCUCGGCUCAAGAAACAGUCACAAUCGAUGAUGAAAGUGAUCAAAACUUGCCGGGAGAUGAUAGUGACGAUGAAGAUGAUAUUCUGGACAGCAUGGAGGAUGAGCUGGAUGUGGAAGAAGGACUGGAUGAUGAUGAAUUAAAAACACAUCUCAAUAAAGCUGAUGAAUGGGUUAAUCAACAUGAUAAAAGCAUGGAACAAUUAAAUUCCGGCUUGAAUUUCCCAGAAUACGUGGAAGGUUCCUUUCCAGGAGGUGUUACUACUGAAGUAGCCACGAAAGUUUAUCAAUCGCUCACUCAUCUAACAAAUGCCGGUCAGAAUCGCCAAAACUAUAAAAACAGGGGAAAAUCAUCAUCUAACAAUCAACAAAAUAAGUUCAGUGGUAUGAACAAAACAUCAAAUAAGAAAGCAGCGUCCACCAAUGCUCAAAAAGGUGGCCCAAAGGAUUACCUUCAGACAUUUAGCCAUUUAGGUGUAUUUGGCCAGAAUUCAAUUUUCUUCAAAUUAAUCGAUCUCUUACAGGUACUGUUUAUCGACAUCUUCAGUUUGGUACGUUAUCUGAAAGAAAAUUCUUUUUUAAAUUCUUUUUUUUUCCAUCAAAAAGUGAAGAUAUGUUAA
Messenger RNA from Yamadazyma jaroonii, 915 nucleotides. NCBI's taxonomy places the organism in Eukaryota, Fungi, Ascomycota, Pichiomycetes, Serinales, Debaryomycetaceae. The record is from the annotation of a GenBank genome assembly.